Molecule: messenger RNA, 1437 nt
Organism: Amblyraja radiata (thorny skate)
Lineage: Eukaryota; Metazoa; Chordata; Chondrichthyes; Rajiformes; Rajidae
Product: LIM domain transcription factor LMO4.2
Exons: 5
Coding region: 693-1193 (166 amino acids)
Source: RefSeq, a predicted model, not a curated record
GGUUGUGGGCUGACGCGCUGCUCCGGGCGGGUGUGUGUGUGUGUUCGUGUCGCCGCUGUCACCAGCACAUGCGAGGGGCUGCAGCGGAGGAGCAAGUCAGCCGCGCUGUCUCUGUGUGUGUGUGUGUGUGAGAGAGAGAGAGAGGCAGAGAGACAGAGAGAGCGUCUACUCCCUCCCUCUACAAAAGGGAAGAAACCCUCUCCGUCGUCCUCGCCUGGUGUUUUUCUCCAGACCAGAACAGCGAGUAAACACCGACCUUCCGCUGGCACAGAAGUUAACAGCCGGACAUUUUAUCAGCAACUUCGAUUCACCUUGCACCGUCGGCUGCGAAUCCCAGAGAGAGGGAGAGAGAACGAGAGCUUUCGUGCUAUUUCCAGACAGCGACCGAUUGAAAUACCACAAGGCCGGUGUGUGUGUGUGUGAGUGAGAGAGGAGUGCGCCGUGCGAGGCUGGAGAGGACUCUCUCUGCCGCUGGAACCUCAUCGUUUGCAAUCAAAUUCUAGGCUCGUCUUUCAAGAUCAUCGCAACACAUCUGAUAAGCGAUCGUGUUUGAAGGGGGGAGGACAAAAAAACCCUCUCUCCACUCCACACACACGCAAGCUCAUCCACUCUCGCUACUCUGCCGAGCGGGGAGAAGAUUCGAAGGGUUUUGCAAUAAAUAAAAAAAGAAAAAGCAAGCAUACGAAGAUAUCAUGGUGAACAACGGGAACUCGCAGACGCCCUCAGCCGGCGUGAACCGCGCGGGUUUGGCCUGGAAGACGUGCGCUGGCUGCGGGGGUAAGAUCGCCGACCGCUUUCUCCUCUACACAAUGGACACCUACUGGCACAGUCGCUGCCUCAAGUGCUCCUGUUGUCACGCUCAACUCGGGGAAAUCGGCACUUCUUGUUACACCAAGAGUGGGAUGAUCCUGUGCCGGAACGAUUACAUCAGAUUGUUUGGGAAUAGCGGAGCGUGCAGUGCGUGCGGCCAAUCGAUCCCAGCCAGCGAGUUGGUCAUGAGAGCACAAGGCAACGUCUAUCAUCUCAAGUGCUUUACCUGUGCCACCUGCCGAAAUCGUCUCGUCCCCGGAGACAGGUUUCAUUAUAUCAACGGCAGUUUGUUUUGUGAACAUGACAGACCAACGUCUCUUAUCAAUGGACAUUUGAAUCCGCUGCAGAGCAAUCCUCUACUAUCUGAUCAGAAGGUUUGCUGAGAUGGCUGGAAGCAAAGCAGAAAGCGUGCCUUCAUCUAUUCAAUCUGGCUCAUGGCAAGUGGACCCCACUGCGUUCCAGUAGGCAGUCAUGUUUUUUGGCUGGUUUCAAACGGCAGGUACACGACAACAUCGCACUCUUGUAUCCCUCCUCGCUAGUUCGAUCUCACCCAACUCUUCUCGCAUUCAAAAUGACUUGAGGACACCAGACUAAGGAAUCUGAACUCCUGGGGGGGGGGGGGGGGGG